GGUUAAUUGCCCCUUUAUUCAACAACUAAAAAAACAAUAUAUGUGAUGACGAUUCAUUCAGAUAUUAUUAUAUGCCGGCUAAAUCGAUAAAAAUGAUUUAAACAAGAAAGAAAACGACAUUCAGAGUGAGGAGCCCUCACGAUGAUUCAUGAAUGCAUGAGCCAAAUGUGCUGUCACCACCUCUGUUUUUUGUGGGAUGUGCUGGUUGGCAUUGAGUAUAUGCUCGUUGUCGCUUGAAAUGGCCAGUUCAAGUAGUUUUGCUGAGACUGAAUGCUAGCCAAAAAUGCGACAAAAACAAGCAACAGCCUGCGUAUGGCAGACAGUCGUAGCAAGUGCGUAACCGCCCUGAAAAUGCCAGCCGCUGCCUGCGGUAAAGGGGGAGGCAGUGGCAAUGGCAAUGGCAAUGGCAAUGGCAGUGGCAGUGGCAGUGGCAAUGGCAGUGGUAGUGGCAGUGGUAGUCCGCCCACCAUGCAGUGGCAUCUACUGCCCUGUCGCAGAUACUGCAGGGCGUCAACACAGCUAUUAUUUCCAUGGCUCUAUUGGGCAACUGGCCACAAACAAUGAUAGCUAUAAGCCAUUUCACUGCACUGCACUGCACUGCCCCAGAGGGAGGGACAGAAGAACGGAAAGGGGGGGUUGCUCGAGCCCUUCCCCCCCUCUCUCCCCUCGUGUGGCUUUGCUGGUCAACUCAUUGUGCGUGGUGGGCGUGAGAAUUGCGCACGAUGAAGAGGCAGUAGCAAGCGAGGCAAGCAAAAAGAGGAGCACCAACGGUGCCAUCACCCUUGGAGCCAGGGCGCUUUCAAGCAAAGACUGCCGGGCGCCCAAAAAUCGGCCCAGUACGAGAGUUGCGCUGUCAAAUAACUCUGGCCAGGCAGCCGCUGUAACAGACGAUUACACCAUUAAGAUUUAAAAAGCGAGGAAGACAGCUUCCCGCCAAGAGUACUGUAGGCAUUUUUGUGUUUUGGGUGAUUUUUCAUCUCAAAAGGCAAAGGAAAAGAGAAAAGGGAGGAGUUGAGAGCCCACAUGCAGG
Molecule: messenger RNA, 1030 nt
Organism: Kickxella alabastrina
Lineage: Eukaryota; Fungi; Kickxellomycota; Kickxellomycetes; Kickxellales; Kickxellaceae
Exons: 1
Coding region: 392-910 (172 amino acids)
Source: RefSeq, a predicted model, not a curated record